Messenger RNA from Amoebophrya sp. A120, 1970 nucleotides. The record is from the annotation of a GenBank genome assembly. NCBI's taxonomy places the organism in Eukaryota, Dinophyceae, Syndiniales, Amoebophryaceae.
GCUUUUUCUUUCGUUCGAUUGUACGACCUACGUUGUUGAAAAGAUAAAACAGAUCACAAGUUGUAGAUCAUCUUCAGCAUCGUCCAGAAGAAGCACGGACGAGUUUUGUUAUUGACGCGAAAGAAGAUGCACAUACAAUUCGCUGAUGUCUUUCUUACGAUCGGGUGUUUCUGUUUCAAGCAGACACGAAUAAUCAUAAAUGUGUUUUUGAUGAUGUGUUGUAGGUGAACUUGUUGCUUCUUCACUUUACGAUCACGCAUGUUGCAAAAGUAGAUUGCUGCACAAAAAACAUCAGCACGGUUGCAGAAUAAAUCAUGGCAACGUCCUGGGCAUCAUCUACGCGAGCAGGACGCUCUGAAGCGGCUCGCGCGGCCCUUGGAACAACAAGCGAGGCAUCGCGAAAGCGAUUCCGCAGUGAGGACGAGGACCUCCAUGGAGCAAAACAAACCAAACUCGAACAUCAUGUUCAUGGAAGUGGGGGUAUCGGCGACCGCGACGCACCACUCGUCGCGGCGGGGACGACUACGGGCGGAGGCAGCAGCUCCUCUACAGCAGCUUCUGCAAAAAUAAAUAGAGACUACGCCGGAAGUAGUACUAGAGAUGGCGCAGCUGCUCCCGGUACAACUAGCAGUUCCACCUCUAGCGGCGAGGAAUUCGAGCUCUCACUCGUGGAAUUGCGGCAGUUAUUGGAGACGCUGGAGUCUCCUUCGGUGGACCGGACCAGCAGGGAAUACAGCACCUGGGCGCGAAGCUUGGACCGGGAUUUCUCGAGCAAGUGGCCCGACAUGCUGCAGCAAGCUGCCAAUGCGGACAUGCGGGAUUGCCUCCUCCGCAUUCUCUUCUAUUUCGUGCGCUACAUGAAGGGCAACCGGUCGAGCAGGGGGGAGGGGCUGGUGGAGAUCCUGAAAAGAAUCGCGAUCGACGAGGAGCAGGAUCCGCACACGGGAGCGUUGAGUUCGUUUUCGACGUCAAGGAGCCCCCGCGGGGGGCUGAACCCGGAAGCACAACCCAGGCUGCGCGCGACGCGAAUCUUGUGGGAAUUGCAAAAGGAAAAAAUUCGCGAGGACAGCGAAAAGGAGCUAGAGCAGGGGAAAAAAUUGGAAACCAUGACCGUCGUUUUCACCGCAGACCUCUGCCCCGUCCUGCUGGAGCUGUUGACGCAAAUCGCGCCGCGAGAAAUCGACGAAUAUCUCGGGCCGUUAAUCCUGGAACUUUUCGACCACGGGCCGCCGGAGUGUGCGGAGGCGCUCGUGUCCCUGGCACUCAAGCACCCGCAGGGCAGGGUGUGGGGAGAGCACUUGGUAUGAAUGCACUUUUGCCACCCCAAAUUACAUUGAGAUGAUGAAUGUCGGCGAAACAAAAUGUUUUUGUUGCUUUCUACUAAACGGGACACGUAAUGGAAACUAGAAACCCGCACGAACUAUUGAAAUUUCGAUUUUCCUUCCUCCUAUUCCUAUUGGAAAUGAAUAUAAAACCAGCUCCAGCUCCUGAACCGGCGAACGCACAUCCGUGAAGCGUCACACAUGCUCCUUCGCAUCCUCCGGGCGGACACGAGGAACCACUUUCUCUACACGAACGACGCGGCGGUCAUGGUCGACGUGUUGAUAAGAGAAAGGUCCAGACGAGCCUGCUUGGACCUGCUCCGCCUUUUUCUGGAACGGAAUCUGGUCCCGCGGAAAAAGCACGCGAUCGAAGAAGCAGUCCGCGAGUCGGAGCAGGCAGGGGUAAUGAACACAACUGGGUCGCUGCUGCUUGGCGGACAGUCGUGACAGUGACUGAGGAUUCUUGUGCUGGUUCAUGCAAGACAAAAAACGCGUCAACGCAAAGGCAAAAAUGGAGGAACAUCGCGCUAUUAGUGGUUGAAAAAUUGCAAUGUUGAGAUCUUCUAGUUCUAUCAAACUCUACAGUCGUGCGCUACACCAGAGAGGGGCAUUUCGUCAAAUCGAAGCCUGCUCCGUGUUCCAAAGUGC